UCCAGUUUCAAUGCUGGGGAAAGUUACUUUCAAAAGUAAUGCAUUACAAUAUUGCAUUACUCUUUAUAAAAAAAGCAACUAAUUGCAUUACUUUUUAAUGAAAAGUAAAGCAUUAAUUUACUUUUGCAUGACUUUUUCUCAUCUGGGCUGGGCUUGCUUGUUUGUUUUUAUGUAAAAAGUUAUAUUUUUGGCAAAUGUGAAAAGGCUUUUCACACCAAAGGUGAAAUGAAUAAGCCUGGCUGAAGGAAAUGUAAAUUCACGUCUGUGAAGUAGAGGCUUCGGCUCAAACAAACCUUUCAGCUGUGCUGCCAUUCUGGAUUGCAUAAAAAAAGACGCAGGAAAAGAAAGUUCAACACACUUCAGCAAUAGAAAAAAAUUAAACACAAAUGUAAUUUAUCUGAAGUAAAUAUGCUUAUCAGUAUGGUUGAAUUGGAUCAUCGGGUGUCAGGAGCAAAGACAGUAGUUGAUAAAAUGGGAUUAAAUACUUAAAAUGACUUACUCCCCAUUUCUCUCAACUUGGGGACAGGAGAGCUGCCAGUCAAUAAAUGGGAAAACUGGCAUUACUUAUUUGAAAGAGUAACUCGGAUAUUUUCUUGUAAAUUAAAAAGUAAUGCAUUCCUUUACUAAUCAUUUAUAGAAAGUAAUAUGAUUAUGUAACUCCCCCAACACUGCAGUUGAAAAAUGUCACCCUAUUUAAAUCAAACACACAGAAUUUCAAUGAUCCAGAGCAGAAAGAGUCCAUCUUCGCCUGCUUUUUACAUUCUCAUAGAUUUAUUUUUAGAAUGCAGGGGUGGAAAGCGGGACAUACAGUCAGAAUCACGCACCCAGGCACCCUAUAGAUCAUCAGGAGUUGAAUAGAAUGAGCCGCCCUUGAGACUGAAGCACAAUUGGCGCCUGAUAUAUUCCACAGAAUCACACUCUGAUCCUAAUGGCGACAGAAGUAGAGGGCUCAGCAUGAGCCCACGUAAGAAAACAGAUUGCAAACUACGUCCCAUCAGCAUCAGAAGAGCGGCCCGAUUACACUCCAUGUGUGUAGCUGAACGGCUGGCAUACCGUUCCAGUGUCAUUCUGUCAUCCAUGGCAUUUAGCAGCAUCGUGGCACUGAGGAAGGGAUUCCUGCGCACAUGGUAUAUGAGGAGCCAGUGACAGUGAUGAACUCCGAGCAGGAAAGGCCGUUCAUGUGCAGCGCCCCGGGCUGCUCUCAGAGAUUCCCGACGGAGGAUCAUCUAAUGAUUCAUCGACACAAGCACGAGAUGACCCUCAAAUUCCCCUCCAUCAAAAAUGACAACAUGCUGUCAGACCAGACACCAACCCCAACGCGCUUCUUGAAGAACUGCGAGGAGGUGGGUCUCUUCAGCGAGCUGGACUGCUCUAUCGAACAAGAGUUUUGCAAGGCUCAGGAGGAGGAGGACAGCAAACAGAAUAUCGCUCUUCAUGGGCAGCACCAGCAGAGCCACUCAAGAAUGGCCAACCAUGACAGCAGCAUAGUGAUCCAGCAGGCCCUGCCCUCGCCCCAGUCCAGUUCUGUCAUCACUCAAGCCCCUUCCACCAACAGACAGAUUGGACCAGUGCCUGGUUCCCUUUCCUCGUUGUUGCACCUGAGGAACAGACAGCGACAGCCGCUGCCGGCCUCCAUGCCUGGCACGUUGCCUGACCCGACUAUGCAAGGAUCGUCUGCUGUUCUGAUGCCUAUGGAGAGGCAAAUGUCUAUGGGGUCUAAUAUGAUGGGCAUGCAAGGCCCCGCCCACAGCGGCUCAUGCUCCUCCCCUCAUGUCCCAUCCAUGCACUCAGAGGCAAAGCUGAGACUGAAAGCUGCCCUUGCCCACCAUCCAGGGGGCAUGGCGAACGGCAAUAUGAACUCCAUGGGUCAUAUGAUGGAGAUGAUGCAAUCGCGGCAGGAUCAGGCCGGUCACCACCACCUGCACUCUCACCCCCAUCAGCACAUGCAGGGACCACCCCACGGAUACCCACAUCAUGCCCACCACCACCCCAGCCAUGCACAGAGCGGCCAUCACCACCCACAAAACCACGGGCACCACAACUCCCACCCGCCCCACCUGCACCCUGCACAUGGACAUCAGACCUCUCCACAUCAACCAAUGCACUCGGCUGCUUCACAGUUAUCUCCAGCUGCACAGCAAAUGCAGCUGACGCAGACCCUUCAGUCCCCUCCGCCCAGUGGAGGGCGCCGCAGACGGGUCGUAGACGAGGACCCUGACGAGCGCAGGAGGAAGUUCCUAGAGAGGAACCGCGCGGCCGCCACACGCUGCAGACAGAAGAGGAAAGUGUGGGUGAUGUCGCUAGAAAAGAAAGCGGAGGAGCUCACCCAAACCAACAUGCAGCUGCAGAACGAGGUUACCAUGCUAAAAAACGAGGUGACACAACUGAAGCAGCUUUUAUUGACGCAUAAGGACUGUCCCAUCACCACCAUGCAGAAAGAGUCUCAAGGUUACCUCAGAAUCAGAUGAGAUCUCUUUAAUAUCUCAGUUAUUUUUCCUAAACUACAAGUAUAUGGAUGGAUGGAUGGAUGGAUGGAUGGAUGGAUGCAUGGAUGGAUGGUUGAUUGGUUGGUUGGUUGGAUGGAUGGAUCAAUGGACAGAUAGACAUGUGGAUAGAAAAAUGGAUGGAUGGCAGAUAGACGGAUGGAUGAAUAAACAUAUCGAUGGGUAGCUAGAUGGAUGGAUGGAUGGACAAAUAGACUGACAGCUGAAUGGACGCAACCAGACAUCUUCAUCUCUCCUCUUGUCCCUCAGGUCCAGAGAGCAGUCCGGCAGAAAGUCCCACCCCUGUAACCCAGCAGCAAGUCAUCCAGCACAACACCAUCACCACCUCCAGCACAGCGCCCAAUCACCGCACAGAUAUUAACCCCAUCCACUAGAGACUCGCCCUUUACCACGCUGGACAUCCCGACUUAAAAUCCCGGACAGACACACACCUCUGUGCCUCUGCGGCAGCUUAUUCUUCUGUUUGUAAUUUGCAAAUGUAAACGGAUGACCAUUUUGUUUAGUUCUGUGUGUUUUAUGUUUCCAUUUGUGUCUGCUUAAAAAAAAGGGAGUUCGCAUAAAUCAUCGGGCACCAUCUCACUUGUCAAGGACAUCACUAGUGGAAACGUAACUGUUACAUCUGUUCCUGGAUUACUGCUGGACCAAUGCCUUUACAAAUGACAAAAAAAACUCAGAUAGCUGGAUAGCUUUUGCUAUGCAUUUUCCAUUGCCAAAAAGAUGCUGUCCUUUCUUUUCUGCUUAUUGUUAUAACAAUUACUCUCACAGUCUCCUUUUUAUCAAAUUCAAAGGGAUAAAUUAGGAAGGUCAGUCUCCAUUGGGAGUUCCUUAUGAAAGUAACCUGAAGCAAUAUGAAUCUCUGACAUGCUCAGCAAUCUGAUUGUCUUCCCUUGCUCGCUCAGACCAGAAUCUAGAUCAGAUUAAGUUCAACCUAUUAGCUCCUGUCAUUUCAGAUAUAAUUUCAAAAGUUAUUUUCUUAAAACAAAACAGCUUUGGGCUCCUAAGCUGGUACAAAUCAUGCAAAUGGAAUGCAUUUAUCAGGCUUCUGUGAGCAUAUGCCCUGCUCAACAUGUGUGAGAUUUUGGAGUUCACAGCUGCAAUCGUGUUGCACCAGGAAGACCUCUCUCUCUUGGCGUUUCUGUCCAAACAUUUCGGAAGAUCCCAUCAGCUGUUUCAUUUUAAGCUGGUGUAACUUCUGGUCAGAGUUACCCCUGGUCCUCAUCAGUUUGCAUAUUGCUUCUUCUGGCGGUUCAUUUCGGUAUCUGUUUUGGAUCAGCAAGUCAACUAAGUAUUAUGCGUAUGUUUUUGUGCUCAUAUGUGGGCCUCCCAACCAAUGCACUCCAACUAAUCUUGCACCAGAAUAAUGCCAUGGAAAACUUUUGGAAGCUUUUGCUUUUUAGCUUUUGCUUAAGACUAUGGAAAACUUAAAUGCUACUUAAAAGUAGCUUUCGUUUUGUCUCAAAGUAUUGUUUAGAUCAUCCUCGGGCAUUCUGACUGUGAGGAAGAUUAAUUUAAUAGGCUUAAAUGUAAUAGGAUAUAUUUUGAUACAUCCCAGUUCGUUGUCCUGGUUUGUUUGGUGCCUAGGAAAUUAUAUGAGGCUUCCUUCUUGACAUGGACCAUGGUAAAUUCUGCACUUGACUAUAGUCCAUAUGAAACCGUCAAGCCCCAACAAAAGUGCUGUUGGGCGUUAAAACCAGGACGCAUUUGUGGUUACUAUUAUUCCUUAGCGGACAUGCCAUUUUCUGAACUCAAUACAUAGCAUUACACAAUAGGUUUGAUGGUGGCAUUUUACACCUCAGAAACGGUGUCCCAAUGUGUAAUGAACCAGGGUUUUUCCCAGUGCCUGAGUCUGUGUACACGAUACGCUGAUUCACGACCUAGGCAGCUGAUUGAGAUGCACCUGAAAAAAAAGCUGGGCAAUUGAACGCGGAAAUGUAUUCUGUAUGAACUGCCCUAAUCAUAACAUUCCAAUGUGACCUUUGUAAGGGAAAUGUGGGCAAAAUCCCAUAUAUCCCAUAGGCGUAUGAUCGUGGGGUACUGUCACUUUAAGACAUUGAGUCCUAAAUACCUUAAAGACCAUGACACACCAAACCAACAGUAAAGUACUAGCGGCUAUGAAAGCCGACUGUGUUGUUGUCUUGCUUCGCCUGUGUCUGGGCUAAAAAGUUCGCCGCAAAGGCUACAGCCAAAGGCCGACUAUUACGUAAAAUUCUGCAUAUGCAUAAAAAUAAAAUAAAAACUUUCCAUUCCAGCAGUGGACAGUAGUCUGCAACACAGAAACUGAAACUAAACAAAUACAAACCAUAAACAAAACAGUGCUUUCUUACAGCUUUCUUCAUUCCAAAUGUUUUUUCAUUGCCAUAUCACUAUGAAAAUAUUUGCAUACUUGAAUGCUCAGGUUGGACAAUGUAAAAUUAGAACAGGGGCCUCUUAACGUACUUAUUUGCUUGUUUUCGUAACUUUUGUUUUUCUUCUUGUGCACUGGUUCGCUAAGCUAAGCACCCAAUCAGUGUGAUCUUUCCUCAAUCGGCCAAAGAGCCACCAACUAGUGGCGACCGUAAUGAUGGCCUGGCAUUGGUGUGUCAUGGACUUAAGUUGCAUUUUCCUUGUCUAAUUGCAAAUAAUGAAGCAAUUUGGUCCACUUUGGUUUUUGAUCUAUAGCGAUCUAGAUACUGCUUUUCAGAUGUCACUAUGUGCCUGAAUACGUCUUAAAUACUCACAGAGGGAAGAAUGUCAGUCCUUAGUAAUAUCAUUGCAUUUGUUUUCAAUUCAGGUUGAACUUUAAGGCCUUGACAUUGUUUUGCUUUUUUGUAAAGACUAAUUACUAGUGUUUUAUUGUGGACACUGUUUUGGACUCAUUUUGGUGUUAAUGGACUUUUCUACCUUUUUGCAAACAAUGAGGCCUGUGAUGAGAAUACAAGCAAGCUGGAUAUGUCUUAGCAUCACAAAGAGAGAUGCACCAUAAUUUUUCGCCUGUGCUAAAAAAGGGCCUUUUUUCCAGCAGCUAAGCUCAGAACUCUGUUUCAUGCUUUUCACAGUUUGUAGAGGAUUUUUCUUCCCUCCUAACUGGAACAUAUUGAUUCCCUUCGCCUUUCCUCGCAGCACUGUGUUUGGAACAAGAGCGUGCAAAACGACCUCCACAUCGAGAGGUGGAAAUCUUGUAGCUGUCUAUGCACUUUGACCUCUGUGAGCAGCAGAGGAUGGAAUAGCCAUAUAGAAGACUCAGCGAUUCCCAGUUCCCACACCAGCGAGAGCCAGCCACUGUCAAUCUAUGGAGCAACGCAACUUGUACGGACCGAUGGGAUUGGAGCCCGGAAUGGGUCACCCCAAUUUGAACCCCAAAGGCUUGGGUUUUGGAGGUGCUCCUGUAGCUUUAAGACUUAAAACUAUCCCUUUAGAUAGAACCUGUUUGUCACACUGUGAAAUGGGUGACGUCAAGGUGAACUGGAAACAUGAUUGUGCUUUUUUUUGAUGGUGGUUAGGUUUUUUCCCAGCAGAGUUCACAUAGGAUAGUUCACCCAAAAAUUAACAUUGUCGUCAUUUAUUCACCCUCACUUCAUAGCAUACUUGUGUCUUUCUUAUCUUUCGUCUGCAGAACAAGAAAGAACAUAUUUUGAAGAACUUUUUACAGUUUUGUCCAUACAGUGAAAGUCAAAUGGGGUCCAAACAUUUCAAACUUCAAAAAGGAUGCAAAGGUAGUGUAAAUUAUAAAAUCAUUGAUUAAAUACUUUAUGAUGACAUGUCAGUAAUAGCAACUCUCAUUGGUUCUUGUGUGUCACAUGAUGCCAUAAAACAAGGUUUGAUGUUACUACUCCAUAUUUGUUUUUUUUGGGUGAACUGUCCCUUUAAGUAACUCAAUGUUUUCUGUGCAUGUAGCAUCAUAAUGUAGUUUCGAAUGGGAUUCUGAUGCCCACAGAGGGUGUGAGUUUCAAUGUUUUUGGUGUGUGAGCUUGAAAGUUAACUUGAGAUCUGUGUAUGCAUGCAUUUUCAGUCUCAUUGGCAUCUCAGACUUCACAAGUUUUGCAGUGUUUAACCCUACAUGAUGAGGUAAUAAUAUGGCUUGCUAAAAGGAGUUUGGAUCUCUAUGGACAACUUUAAACAGUCUAAAGUUGCGUUGUAGUUCAUCUCCUGCAUCUUUACUUUUCAAAGCAAGGUGGUCAGAAGCAUAUCUACGCAGGGCCAAGUUGUAUCUUACCCAAACAACAAACAAGAAAACACUGAACUGGAAAUAUUUCACUUAUUUCAGUGAGUAACAGACAUUAAUCUCAAAUUGUCGAUUUGGCAUUAGUCCUUGUUAAGAUGGGUGGAUGGAAGUCUUUUGUAAUAGCAUUCUUAUAAAAAUGAGGGAGAAUUUUUUUUGUGUGUGCGCGAGUAUAUGUGUUUUUUAGGUGGAGGACAAUGAAUACACAUUAAUAAAACUAUAAUGUAUCAUUGCAACAAAACUAUAAAUAUUGUAUAAAUUUGCAUUAAUUUUUGUAAUCUCGUUCCCGUAAUGCAACCACCUUUCUUUUUGAAAGGAGAACAUGUUUGGUACUUGUUUGUAAAUAAUGUUUGCAUUGCACUUGCAGUCUACAAAUGUUUGCCUGUUCAUUUCAAAGCUGAAACAUUGCAUUGUUUGUUGCGCAUAUUGAAUUCAUGAAUUCACACACGCUUGCAUAACUUUGUAUAUUUUAUAUGUUUAUUAAUGCCUUGAACAGUUUGUGUUUAUGCAGAUGUACAGAUGUGAGCUCAGACAGCUAUAUUACGAUAUGAAAAUAAAGCACUUGUUCUGUAACAAA
Molecule: messenger RNA, 7279 nt
Organism: Carassius gibelio (silver crucian carp)
Lineage: Eukaryota; Metazoa; Chordata; Actinopteri; Cypriniformes; Cyprinidae
Product: cyclic AMP-responsive element-binding protein 5
Exons: 11
Coding region: 1125-2468 (447 amino acids)
Biological process (GO): regulation of transcription by RNA polymerase II
Molecular function (GO): cAMP response element binding; DNA-binding transcription factor activity, RNA polymerase II-specific
Source: RefSeq, a predicted model, not a curated record